AUGGCGCAGGUGAGUGUAGCUCACUCAGGGCGAUGCGUCGACCAAGUUCCGAGCAGCUGCAUUCAAGUCUGACGAGAUCCGCUUGCUCCAUUCUCAGCCACUUGUACUUCGACCAACCUUGGAGGAAGUGUCCCGGCUGCUGCUGGACACCGCUCAGUCUACUGCGUCGUCAGGAGGAGCAGUGCCCUCGACCUCUGCACCGACAGCCGACCAUGCUGCCGGUGCUGCGCAGGGUAAUAUCGUGCCGGUCUAUGCAUCACUGCCAGCAGACCUGCUCACUCCCGUGAUGGCCUACCUCAGACUGUCUGGAGGAUCCGAUACCAGGCGAAGGAGCUUCUUGUGCGAGAGCGUCACCAAUGGCGAGAAGAUUGGCAGAUGGAGUUUCGUGGGGGCGGGUGAGUGAGCUGGCCAGGCGAGAAUUGGUUGCUUCAAGUGGGCGUGAGACGGACGCGCGACUCACAAGACCUUGCGGUGCGUUGCGUCUGCCACAGAUCCCUACAAAGUCGUAAGAACGGGUGCAAACACCGCCAACCCCGGGGAUCCUCUUGCGGUGCUUGAGAAGGAGCUUUCGCCCUUCCGCUACAUCUCUUUGCCCAAUCUACCUCGCUUCACAGGAGGUGCCAUGGGCUACAUAUCCUACGACGCCAUCGCCCACUUCGAGCCUCGCACUGCCAGACCUAUGAAGGAUGUUUUGGGCGUGCCAGAAGCCAUCUUUAUGCUUUGCAACGACCUCAUCGCCUUUGAUCACACCUUUCAAAGCUUAAAAGUCAUCUCUCACGUCCAUCUACCGGAUGACCAUGCCAGUCGGGCUGACAAGUCAACAGCAAGUGCAGAGGUGCAGAGGCUCUAUGCGCGAGCUGCUUUGCAGGUACAAGCGCUGGUCGAGAGGCUAUUGGACCCAGUUACUCCGUUGCCGAAGCAGCGGUUGGUCCGACCUGGAACCGAAGCAGUGUCUAAUGUAGGCAGAGAGGGCUACGUUCGCUUUGUGAGGGAGCUAAGGAAGCACAUCAUAGCUGGCGACAUCAUCCAAGCUGUACCUUCUCAGCGACUGAGCAGGAGGACGGACGUGCAUCCUUUCAACGUCUAUAGACAUCUAAGGAGCGUCAACCCAAGCCCGUACAUGUUCUACUUGGAUGUGGGAGACGCGAGGCUGGUCGGUGCGAGUCCGGAAACGCUGUGCAAAGUUGAGCAGGGAAGAGUGGCUGUCCAUGCCAUUGCUGGUACAGUGAAACGCGGCGCGAGCGAAGAAGGUAGGCUCAUCGGAAUCUUGCUUGCGAGCAUUGCGGUGAAUACAUACUGAUGAUCUGUGAUCACUCGCAGAGGAUAAGAGGCUGGCCGAAGAGCUGCUGGCGUCUGCUAAAGAUCAAGCGGAGCACGUCAUGCUGGUCGACUUGGCACGCAACGAUGUUUCAAGGGUUUGCGAUCCUCAUACCACUACUGUAGAAAGCUUUAUGAGGGUGGAAAAGUUUAGUCACGUCAUGCAUUUGACGAGCCGGAUCACUGGCUUCUUGCGACAGGGCAAAAGCAGGUGCGUGCUGUGCUGCUCGUCGGUCUUUGGCUGAAAGCGCAGUGUCUGAUCUCCGCCCUUUGGUGCUGUCAGAUUCGACGCCUUGCGCUCCAUCUUUCCGGCGGGCACCGUGUCGGGUGCGCCAAAGAUCAGAGCGAUCGAAUUGGUCAGCGAAUUGGAAGGCGAACGCAGAGGCGUCUACGCUGGUGCUGUGGGUCAUAUCGACUACUCCGACGACAUGGACGUUUGCAUUGCCAUUCGUACCAUGUGCUUCUUGCCCCAGGAGGGGCAGGAUGAGACGGAAAGCGGAAGUCACACCGCCUAUCUGCAAGCAGGUGAGUGA
Messenger RNA from Ceraceosorus bombacis, 1850 nucleotides. NCBI's taxonomy places the organism in Eukaryota, Fungi, Basidiomycota, Exobasidiomycetes, Ceraceosorales, Ceraceosoraceae. The record is from the annotation of a GenBank genome assembly.